Molecule: messenger RNA, 2276 nt
Organism: Sarcophilus harrisii (Tasmanian devil)
Lineage: Eukaryota; Metazoa; Chordata; Mammalia; Dasyuromorphia; Dasyuridae
Gene: RNF5
Product: ring finger protein 5
Exons: 6
Coding region: 1281-1823 (180 amino acids)
Biological process (GO): ubiquitin-dependent protein catabolic process
Cellular component (GO): endoplasmic reticulum
Molecular function (GO): ubiquitin-like protein conjugating enzyme binding; ubiquitin protein ligase activity
Source: RefSeq, a predicted model, not a curated record
GGUCAUGGCAGAAACAUUAGAGUAUCAGAACUGGGAAGGGCCUCGGAGACCAUCCGAAGCAUGAUGGAAACAACAACGUCCAGCGCCACUUUGCAAGGGCGCCGACAACAUGAGGGCCUGGCGGAAGGCCAGCGGCGCCCGAGGUCACCCCGAAACUCAGAGGCCGAGGAAAAAUUUGAGCCCAGGCACUCUAACUACAGACUCAGCGCUCUUUCCCCCUGCACCACUCGGGCCGAACUAGAUUUAAAAUCGUUUCUGCUCUGCGCGUCAUCGAAGAAAGGAAUCUGGAGAGUUCGGCUCCGGGCGUAGGCCCAGAUUAAGGGGGAUGGAGUGCGUGUGCGCUCUUGGGUAGGGGGGUGGGGCGGGAAGGGUUUUCUAAAGCAAGCGAUGGAUCUGUGACGUCAAGGAGAUGGGGCCAAUUGCCAUUCUCUGGGCAACAUCAUUGUAAAAAGCGCCGGACGUACUCGGAUUCGGGUCCUUACGUCACCGAAACGGCUGAAGCCAUUUUGAACUCGGUGACUAGCAUAAUUCUUUUUGCUUCCAAUCCUGGCUAAUCCGCGAGGUCUAUAUGUAGCCAAUCAAAUCUGAGGGUUUGGUGGAAGUGGCGAACGGAGAAGGAACUUGAGGCUGGGGUGGUGGCCAAACCAAGACCAAUUGCAAUCCCGUCGUUAUAGCAACGAGGAAGACGGAGAGGAAAGGGCGGGUCCAAGGGAGGAACACCUCCUCCGGAUAGGCCCGCUCUCUCUCUCACAUGCUUGUUUGCGACCAUUUCCCAGCCAACCGGCGGCUUCGGAAUUUACGCGCUCAUAGUCCAAUAGGAUCUCUGGAUUGUGAAUGAACCGAAGGAAGGACGGGGGCGGGAAUUGGCUGGAUUGUUAAUAGCUAGAAUCUGUGUCCUGGAGCCAAUUGAGCACGACACAGAGCAAUGGGGAACGAGUGGUGAUGCUGAUACAGUGCACUCUAAUUUGCUGCGGACAAUAGGGUCUGCCAGAACAUCUUACGGCUUAUCCUAUGACGCAGCAUCUUGACUGUCGGCCGCUUCGUCCAAUAAGCACUCUUUAAGGGCGGGGCAAUGCGUGCCUCUCCCUCCCCGGACUGGCGACCAAUCCUUUCUUUCCGAACGCGAUGUGACUGGUGGGCAGGAUCACCAAUGGAGGCUCGAAGACCUUGACGGAUGACCAAUGGGCAGGAGCAGGGGGGCGGGCUUUUCGGACCUUCUGGGUUUGUAUAUGUGUUUAGUGGGGGAAGACCUGUGUUGCGCGGGCAACAGUUGAGGGGCCAUGGCAGCGGCCAGGAAGGAGGACGGAGGCUCCGAAGGGCCAAACCGAGACCGGGGAGGGGCAGGUGCGGCCUUCGAGUGUAACAUCUGUCUGGAGACAGCGCGGGAGGCGGUGGUCAGUAUGUGCGGCCACCUGUACUGCUGGCCUUGUCUCCACCAGUGGCUGGAGACUCGACCUGAAAGACAAGAAUGCCCUGUGUGUAAGGCUGGAAUAAGCCGGGAGAAAGUUGUUCCACUCUAUGGGAGAGGAAGCCAGAAACAACAGGACCCUAGAUUGAAAACACCGCCACGUCCACAGGGCCAGAGGCCUGCCCCUGAAAGCAGAGGGGGAUUCCAUUCGUAUGGAGAUGCUGGAGGCUUCCACCUUUCUUUUGGUGUGGGUGCCUUUCCCUUUGGUUUUUUCACAACUGUCUUCAAUGCCCAUGAGCCUUUCUACCGGGGUCCAGGUGUGGACCUGGGACCCGGCCGUCCAGGCUCCGGCUGGCAGGACUCCCUCUUCCUCCUCCUAGCCAUAUUCUUCUUUUUUUGGCUGCUCAGUGUCUGAGCUGCCCCCUCUUAGGGGCCUCCCCCAACUAGAGGGAGAAUCAGUAUUGGAGGGCCCCAAAACUUUUUUUUUUAGGUAUCUGCUCUCUGCUGGCUGAGGACAGACACAGCCUCCCCCAAUCCCAUCCCUCUAAGUGAGGGAGAGGGAAUCAACUGAUUACUGACUGGGAGAGCCAGAGAACCCUUUCCUCUCUAGUUGCUAAGUUCAGAUGCAACUUUACUCCCAACUUGAGGGGUGAGGGAGUGAGAAAUGGGUAAGGGGACUGUCUACUUUCUUCUCUACUUCUUCCCAAGUUCUCUUAUUUGGGAUGAAGAGGAAGUGUUCUUUAUUCUCCCAAUUUUUGAUUUAAUUUAAUUUUCCCCUCUAUGCCUAGGAUGGGUUCUGUCUCCCUACCUUCAUCCCCAUCCUCACGCCAUAAUUUGUAAGGAAUUCAAUAAAAAAAAUUGAAAAUAU